Messenger RNA from Cornus florida, 657 nucleotides. RefSeq lists its product as uncharacterized. Lineage: Eukaryota; Viridiplantae; Streptophyta; Magnoliopsida; Cornales; Cornaceae. The transcript has 3 exons. The record is from RefSeq and is a predicted model, not a curated record. Bases 1 to 657 code for a protein of 218 amino acids.
AUGAAGGGUGGUAAGGUAGUGUCUUGUGGAUCUAGACAGUUAAAGAUUCAGGAGCUUAACUAUUCCACUCAUGACUCGGAGUUGGCAGCUGUUGUCUUUACUUUGAAAAGCUGUAGGCAUUAUUUGUAUGGUGAAAGAUUCAAGGUGUUCUCAGAUCACAAAAGUCUCAAGUACCUUUUCUUUCAGAUGAACUUGAAUAACGGACAAAGGCGAUGGGUUGAGUAUUUGGAAGAUUAUGAUUUUAAUUUGCAGUAUCAUCCGGGUAAGGCGAAUAUGGUAGCAAAUGCCUUAAGCCAGAAAUCUCAUGGAGUUUUGGCUGGCCUAGCCAUUCAGAAAUGGAAGAUGUUAGAAGAUCUGGCAGAGAUGGGAUUACAGUGUUAUGAUGAUAGUGUUGGUUGUGGGGACACAGUAAAGGAUUGGACCUUACACACGGAUGGUGGUUUAUGGUUCAGAGGUUUGCUUGUGGUUCCUACGAUUUGUCAGAAGGAUGUGUUACGGGAGUUUCACACUUCUCGUUUUACUGUGCAUCCAGGUGGUAAAGGUAGCGCAUCAGAGACUUGCAGGUUUGUUGCAGCCAUUGCCAGUAGCACAGUGAAAAUGGGAGUGUAUUGCUAUGGAUUUUGUGACAGGACUUCUGAGGUCACAGAGGGGGAAUGA